AUGUUGACGAACAACGAGCUCAUCGAACACUUUUACUACAGUGCGGAAAGUCACGCAACGGAGAUGGAUGCAGAUGAUUUGCUUCUUGGCAAUGGGAAUCUGUUGCACCAGCAGCUGGAGCAGCUCAUGUGUCAGGAGCAGGAUAAGGACUUUAGUGGCAGUGCUGAUAGUCUCUCCGAUGGCACCAAUAGUUGCUCCCUGGAGCUGUACUACGAGAUGCCAGCGGUGCUGGAAUUGGAGCAAAUGCUCAGCACACAAACUCAGCAGCAGCAAUUGCAACAGCAACAGCAGCAAAUGGCCUCCAGUGGCGCCUCCAAAUUCCAAACGAAGGCAGCGAAAUACUGGCAGAGAACCUCACGUAGCAUGCCCUACGAAAGAAAUGCCUAUCAAAAGGCAUCCUCGCAAGAAUAUUUAGAGCUUGAAGAUCAGGAGCUAGGUGGUGGCAAGGAGGUCGUGAAGAAGCGCCGCCUGGCUGCCAAUGCACGCGAACGUCGCCGCAUGAACAGCCUGAAUGAUGCCUUCGAUAAGCUGAGGGAUGUGGUUCCGUCACUGGGUCACGAUCGACGGCUCUCCAAGUACGAAACAUUGCAAAUGGCCCAGGCGUAUAUUGGGGAUCUGCUAACGCUUCUCUCACGAGACUAUUGA
Molecule: messenger RNA, 645 nt
Organism: Drosophila grimshawi
Lineage: Eukaryota; Metazoa; Arthropoda; Insecta; Diptera; Drosophilidae
Gene: amos
Product: basic helix-loop-helix transcription factor amos
Exons: 1
Coding region: 1-645 (214 amino acids)
Molecular function (GO): protein dimerization activity
Source: RefSeq, a predicted model, not a curated record